UACACAGUAAGUUUAAAUUCAAUGAUCUGUAUGCUGAACUUUAAUGACACGCUCAAGAAUAGUUGGAGAAGAGAAUUUAUGAUGGUUAAGUCUUCUGAACCAGCUUUUUCAAACCUAUAUUGGGUCGCAAAGUAUUUUUGAUAGGUCAUAUUUCGUACAUAUUAACAAACAAAAUAUCUUGAUAAAAUAAAAUAAAAUAAAUAUAUAAAAAUAAUUUUAGCCGUGAAUGAAUUAAGUUAUCUUUUAGUUGAUAAUUUUAGGACAUAAUAUAUAUCCAAUAUGAAUAUCCAUUAUUUAUUUUAUCGUAACUUUUGUAUUUGCUUUUGUAUUUUUUCAUUACGAUGCUGGGAAAUGUGUUGUCUUAUCGGUAAACGUACUAAUGAUUGUCGAUGGUAUCAUUAUUGUGUCAAUGUACUCAGUGCUCGUACAUAGUCAUAAAUACUCAUAUGUCGAUUGUGCUUACAGUCAAGCUUGUGUACCUAGUACAUCGAGCCUACUAGAGUUCAAACUAAAAUAAUUUAAUUAUGAUAUUAUGCAAAUUUGCAUUUUCUUUUUAUAUCGAAGUAUAUCUAAAUUGUUUUAUUCAAAAAUAAUCUUUACAUUUAACAGAAUUAAGUAUUCACUAUUCAGUAUUCAGCUAUACCUAGUAAGAUUUUUCAACUAAACCAACCGAUUUCAAGUACAUUUUAAUAAUUUUAUCGGUUAAGAAAGGUUACAUGCUUUAUAAUAUUAUAUUAUUUUCAUUUAAGUAAGUUCUUUUUUUAAUUGUGGUCUAAUUAAUUUGAACUCCAGCUAUGACAAUUAAGAAUUUUUUACUAAACCAGUAAAGUUUGACAUUAUUAAUAUUACUCACUUUCAAUAUGCAGAUGUCAGUGUCACACAGCACGAACUACGUUCAAGCCACCCCUGCCAUCGGUGUUCCGAUGAGGUGGAAUUUUCAACAGCCUAGGUCCUGUUUUUGGUUGUUCAUCAUUAUGACGUGCGUGUCAUGCUUCAUGGUCAUGUGUAUCUCCAUUUUAGGUACUAGAUAUUCAUACGAUCACAGUCCGGGGACAACGUUUUCUAUGAAGGAAAUGGAAAUGCUCAUUGAAAGCUUAACCAGAUUAAAUGAACUGAAUGACAAAGACACCAAGAAAGAAAUCAAGCUUUUCGGCCCGAUUCUCGAAGAAAUCGUUAAGUCGAUGAACGUUUCCAUUUCUAAACAAUUGCAAUCCUUAACGGCUGCUAAUAAACUUGUGGAAUUGGUCAGGUCACCGAUGACACACCUUGAUAAGUUUACAUUUUUACCCCAACUGUGGUCUCAUGAGGAGUUUUUGAGGCCAGUGAUAUUACAUUCUGGUGGCAGAAAAGCAGUGUCUGUGGUGUAUGGAAUGCCUACUGUUCGUCGCUCAAAAGAAAAUUACUUGAUACCUACAUUAAUUAACAUCGUAAGCAACAUGAAUCAAACUGAACGGGAAGAUUCGUUAAUAGUAGUGAUGAUUGGCGAAACCGAUCACGAAUACACGCAACAAGUUACUGCGGAAAUCAAAAAUCGGCUACCAGAAGCAGUGAACUCGGGUCUCGUGGACAUAAUUUGUCCGACCACGGAAUAUUAUCCAGAUUUCAGCAAACUUCGCAAGACGCUCGGUGAUCAUAUGAAUCGGGUCAGCUGGAGGAGCAAACAAAAUUUGGAUUAUGCUUUCUUAAUGAUGUAUUGCCAACCAAAAGGGUCGUUUUAUGUUCAAAUGGAAGACGACAUAAUCGCGAAACCACAGUUUCACACUAUUAUGAAAAAUACAGCUUUGCAGAUGAUAGCUGACGGACAAGAGUGGUUCUUAUUAGACUUUGGGGAACUUGGUUUUAUCGGCAAAAUAAUUAGAUGUUCGGAUCUACCGUGGGUAAUUCAGUACUUCAUUAUGUUUUAUAACGAUCAACCAGGGGAUUGGUUGCUGGACGGAAUAGUAGAGGCAAAAGCUUGUGGUAUUGAUAAAAUAAAUUGUCGACAACUAAAAGACAAUUUAUGGGUGAAAUCAAAUCAAACUGUUUUUCAACAUAUUGGUAACUGGUCAUCUUUGGCAGGCAAAAUUCAACGUAUGAAGGCUAAAAAUUUUUGAUAAAAGCAAAUUAUAAAAAGAAAAUAAUUUGUAUUACACAAAUUUAAUUAGAAGAUAAUGAACCAUGAUGAAGUACAGGUGGUAAUACCUGUAGCAAAAAUCAAGAAUAACUCAUAUAAAGACGAUGGUUAGGAAUCGUCUGUGAUUGCUGGAGUGAAAUAGUUUAUUAAGAACAUGUUAUAACAUUAAUUAAUUUGUAUUUAAGUUAUAAGCUUUGUUAAUGUAAUUACUAGUUAAUAUUAUUAAAAAAUUUUUUUUAGAGAAAUGUUUGUUAUUUACGAGAAAUAAUGGCGUGCUACUUAAUUUGCAUACUUAUUGCAUUUAUUUCCAAUCUAUUUAUGCUAAAAAUAAACAUUGACACCUGAGAUAAAAAACAUGAUAUGACAAAUAACAAUGUAUAAUAUGUAAUUACGUACCUAAUAUGUAUAGGAAAACAGGUGGAUGAUUCUCUAUUAUGUUAUAAGUGGGUCACUAUAAUGGAUGGUGUUAAAUUUGAAUUCAAUGUUUGGUAUAACUACUCUAUGGUAUGAUCGCAGGGCGCAGAUACAUGAAACUAUCACUGAAGCUUUUAUUAUUAGCAUUUUCUAUAAAAUACAAUAUUUAAAAAUAUUUUGACUUGUAUUGAACUGUGUGUGGAUAUUUUCGGUUUUAAGUUUUUUUUAGUUUUUUUUUCUCCAAGUGCCAAUAAAAUUUUGUUUGUUGGGUCAAAA
Molecule: messenger RNA, 2803 nt
Organism: Myzus persicae (green peach aphid)
Lineage: Eukaryota; Metazoa; Arthropoda; Insecta; Hemiptera; Aphididae
Product: alpha-1,3-mannosyl-glycoprotein 4-beta-N-acetylglucosaminyltransferase B-like
Exons: 10
Coding region: 861-2093 (410 amino acids)
Biological process (GO): protein N-linked glycosylation
Cellular component (GO): Golgi stack; endoplasmic reticulum-Golgi intermediate compartment; endoplasmic reticulum
Molecular function (GO): acetylglucosaminyltransferase activity
Source: RefSeq, a predicted model, not a curated record